This is a messenger RNA of Diaporthe citri, 1101 nucleotides long. RefSeq lists its product as uncharacterized. Bases 1 to 1101 code for a protein of 366 amino acids. The transcript is spliced from 6 exons. NCBI's taxonomy places the organism in Eukaryota, Fungi, Ascomycota, Sordariomycetes, Diaporthales, Diaporthaceae. The record is from RefSeq and is a predicted model, not a curated record.
AUGCAGGUCGUGGACGAGUGCCACGACCUGGUUGUCAACGCAAUAUUGUGGACGGCUUUGGCUUUCGUCGCGGUUGGGCUCCGGCUGUUCACAAGAGGAUUUAUCGUGAAGAGGAUGGGAUGGGAUGAUUAUUUAAUGGCGUCUGCAAUGGUUUGCUCAAUAGGCUUUCUCGUGGCUGCCAUGUACCAAAUCAGAUGGGGACUUGGUCAGGCUGUGGAUCCUGCCAACCUUGCUAGCUUCCUGACAGCACUCUUUGUCACUGUGCCAUUCUACAACCUUACCCAGACAUUCUACAAGCUCUCUCUCACGACGCAAGCCGCACGGCUCUUCACGACGACUACUGCGGCAAGGAUCAUGAAAGCAGCCAUCGUUUGGGUCUGUGCCUGUGGCAUCAUGUCCUUCUGUGCUGCCCUCUUCUUUUGCUUUCCGGUAUCGAAGGCGUGGGACGACUCGGUGCCAGGCUGGUGCGUGAACAGACCCGCACUGAACUACUCAGUUGCGGGCUUUAAUAUCGUAAACGAUAUAAUGUUGCUCAUCAUCCCGCUGCCGUUCCUUACAAAACUGCAACUACCUCGGAAGCAGCGUAUCAUCCUUAUCUCGGUCUUUGCUUGUGGUCUAUUCACGACCAUUGUGUCCAUCAUCAGACUUCGAGCGCUAUACCAGAAUCUGAAUGGACCGUAUGAGGAACAAUCAGUGACCAGCGUUCCUAUCGCCCUGUGGUCCGUGGUGGAAAUCAACGUGGCCAUCAUCUGCGGCUCGGUGCCGUCCCUGAAAGCCUUCGUCUCACGGGUCGUCUUCGGAAACAAGCCCGGCUCGACGCCGUCGCACGGCGUAUACGGCUUGUCUGCAUCUCGCAAGCAGAGCCAUGUGCUGAGGAGCCAGGUCGACGACGACGAGCGGCGUGGGACGAGAUUGGAGAUCCAGGUCGAGCAGUCUAUCGAGAUGAAGGCGUAUCACAUCGACGAGACGGGGUCUGAGAAACACCUCAUACAAGCCGCCGGUGCGCAGGGUUACCGAAACGACUCGCGGAAUAAGACUGAGACCAAGAUCAACGCGACUGGGAACACAGUGAUGGUGUCCGGUAGUUCGUCGCCGGUAUGA